This is a messenger RNA of Rhipicephalus sanguineus (brown dog tick), 1465 nucleotides long. RefSeq lists its product as uncharacterized. The record is from RefSeq and is a predicted model, not a curated record. Bases 1 to 1374 code for a protein of 457 amino acids. The transcript is spliced from 11 exons. Lineage: Eukaryota; Metazoa; Arthropoda; Arachnida; Ixodida; Ixodidae.
AUGCCAAGUGUCGUGCCACCACACCUGAGGCAGAGGCACGAGGAAGGCAUCACCAGGCGUCCCCGGUUGUUCGGCAAGUACCGGCUGUCGCUGUGCCUCAUUCCCCUCGGCUUCCUCGGCAUCAUCGGAGUCGCCUACUUGACAGCCAUACCAGAUUCGCGAACGCCAAAUGGAACACGGAGGUCGACACCCCUGGCGGCGUCUACGAGUGCUGCGCCGUUUGCUGUCAGCCCGGGCAGACCAAUCCCGCGUUACAGGUAUGUGGCCCGUCCCGGGACGUUCGACGCUCCACGUCCGAUGGUUCAAAUCACCACCGAGCCACCGGACAACGGCACAACCACAUCGGAGGUCACCAAGCUGUCCUGGGCCGCACACGUACCAAGGAAACCGAUAUGGUGCUUCUUCGACUCCAAGGACUUCACGUACACGGUAAGCAGCCUGCCACUGGAACUCUGCUCGGCCAUCGUCUUCUGCUGCCUCGACCUCUCGCAAGGAGGCGACAGCGUCGUAGUCUUGGCGGCUGAUGAAGAACGGUACAGCGCCAUCGCGGAGCGUCGCAAGGCCUACCCCUGGGUUCGGUUGUUCGUGGGCGUCGGUGGUCCUCGGGCCAUGGAGGACGGCUUCCGCGCCCUCGCCUCGGCCGACGUCACCAACAGGACCGUGGUGCGCCUCUGCCGCAGCCUGCACAAGUUCUCUGAGCGCCUGGGCGGUGAAGGCGUCCUCUUCCACCCGCCGGCUGGGACCGACGGCGCCUACCACCAGUUCAUCGUGAACCUUAAUGAAUGCCUCGGCGCAUUUGACAUUGAGGUCAGCGUAGUCAUUCCAGAAGACGCCAUCGACGACAGGGCCUUCUUCAAGUACGAAGCGUACUACAGGUUCCUUAAGAAUGUCGUGGUGUGGGCGCAUAUUCCAAACAUGAGCCAUGCCACCUGCGGCUUCGACAGCGGUUCCUUUGAACCGUGGUACGAGUGGCUGAAGCGCAAGCCUCUAUCGGUGGCCACCAAGAGCCUGCUGUCUCUGAGCCUGGCGCCGCUUCGCUACUCCAUGCCGCCCGGCCAGGAAGGCCGCAGUUGCUUCCGCAAGCAGUCUGCGGUGAAGCCACAGAAGGUUCCAUUCGCACAGGUGUGCCUCAGGAUUCCGGACAUGACGGCCGAGGAACCGCUACCGACAAGUUCCUGUCACGUGUACCACGACCAGCGCGACUGCUACGUCACGUUUUCCUCCAAGGCGCUUACAGUCAUUGGCAACGUGGUGAAUCGACACUUCCAGAACGGCCUGGCCGUUGUCGACCUCAACUUCGACGACUACCUGGGCGUCUGCGGCGAGCGUCACCGGCUCUUCAACGCGCUCUACAACAUCGUCGAUGCGUCGUGAAACUUCGUGAAACUCCGUCGCGGCUUUCACGCUGAACGCGACAAAGCUCGGAGUUGUUUCCUCAAGUACCUCACUGAGGAGAGCAGCCGUG